Aspergillus affinis is the source of this 924-nucleotide messenger RNA. RefSeq names its product BSP-domain-containing protein. The record is from RefSeq and is a predicted model, not a curated record. The transcript has a single exon. NCBI's taxonomy places the organism in Eukaryota, Fungi, Ascomycota, Eurotiomycetes, Eurotiales, Aspergillaceae. The coding region runs from base 1 to 924 and encodes 307 amino acids.
AUGACCGAGCCUUCCCAGAGUCAAACCCGGGCAGUAGGCCUGGGGCUCCCCGACUAUAAGCUCCGCCUUCAUAUCAACGAUUUUCGUCACCCCGGUGCCAAAGCCUUUCUAUCUCUGAUCCCCGACCUCGAAUGCGUCCUCGAGUCCGCCCUAUGGGUCAUCAAGAAGAGCCUAUAUACCGCCCCAUCAUCACGCAACGAUAAGAAGGGCGCAUUGCGGCCCUUCCCGACCUUCUACCCUAGCUUUCCCCCCACCCGCUCCGUGACCAUCCUCCUCCGCCAUGGCUCAGAUAUCCGCCACCUGGCACACACAAAGAGCACCGAGCUCGACGAAUACCACAAGGAGAUCCACUUCUCCCUAUCCGACAUCCACAGGACCAGUACCCGCCUCGCGAUAGACCCCGCCUUUGAGCUCCGCGGCGUACUCACUCACGAGCUCGCCCACUGCUACCAACACUUGGCACAUCACUUGGCACAUUUGCACCCAAACGAUCUCCGUCCUCCCCUCGGACUCAUCGAAGGCAUUGCCGAUUUCGUCCGUCUGAGGGCCGGUCUGGCCCCGCCGCAUUGGAAACGACCUGUGUCUGCGAGGGAUCGCCCGGAGCAAUGGGAUCAGGGGUAUCAUCCUACGGCGUACUUUUUGGCUUGGUUGGAGGAUGUCCGCAUUGGGACGGGCGCGGUGGGGUUGGUGAAUGAUCGGUUAUUGCGUCAGGGGUACUGUGCUCAGGAUAAAGAAAGGGACGAGGGGGGCGAAUCAUGUAAGAAGGAUUUUUGGGAAAGUUUGUUUGGUGAAAGGAUUGAAGUGCUUUGGGAGGAGUAUGGGGUCUAUCUUGAUCAAUUCGGGGGUCUCAUAGAGAAGAAAGUUAGUGCGGGGAUGAUGGGUACUGGAUGGGAGGGGGGAUUGUUAAUCAUGAAUGAAAGAUGA